Amblyraja radiata (thorny skate) is the source of this 1954-nucleotide messenger RNA. RefSeq names its product nodal-like. Gene Ontology annotation, cellular component: extracellular region. The transcript is spliced from 3 exons. The record is from RefSeq and is a predicted model, not a curated record. The coding region runs from base 80 to 1498 and encodes 472 amino acids. NCBI's taxonomy places the organism in Eukaryota, Metazoa, Chordata, Chondrichthyes, Rajiformes, Rajidae. Gene Ontology annotation, molecular function: cytokine activity; growth factor activity.
AAACUAAUUACUACCUGUCAUAUUGAUCAGGAAUGGGCAGAAUUAGUAAAAUAAUGACUUUCGAUCUGUCUGGGACAGUAUGUGGGUCGCUGCGCAGGGAAUGGUUCUGUAUAAAGGGCGGGCGAUUGACUUAUCAAGCAUCUCAGUAGCCAUGAAGUUCCCAAUCACAGCGUUGCUGGCGGCUGUGGUCCACUUGCCAGUGGUCAUGGCGUUCUCGCCCGCUAACUGGACUUGGCGUGUGUUGGAAACUAAACCAGGCCCCCUGCCGACCAGAAGGGAGGUGGCAACUUUCAUCCGCAGCCUGGAGGCUCGUAACAUCAGCUUGAACCUGCCCUCGCAUAUGAUCAACCUGUACCGCAGUUCCAACUCGAGGAACUACACUGGUCUCUCCACUCACGAAAGACCCGUGCUGCCGGAGGCCGACACCGUGCGGAGCCUGGUGGCGAAAAGUAAAGUAUUUGUGUUCUGUGAAGGUCGCUCGCUCUCACUGAAUGUAAUCGCUGUUGUUCAUCUUUCCCUAGGUUUCCGUCACAACGGGAGCCGCUGGAUUGUCACCUUUGACAUGUCGAGCCUCGCCGCCAACGAGCAGCUUCAGUUCGCCGAGCUGAGGAUCAGUGUGCCGGCCUUCGCCGAGUCCUGCUCGCUGCUGGAGAUCCGCCACCACUCUCAGUACCCGUGUGGCCCCAGCGUCUGCCAAGACCAGCUGGUCCUGGGAUCCUUCCCUCCCGACUCGGCGCUGGAGGACUCGGCCGGCUGCGCCGUGUACAACGUUACCGACAUCCUGCGGCGCUGGAUGAGCCGCGACCAGGGUGAGCAAGGCGACCUUCCGCCGACAGAGAGCCUGGUGUGCAAGAGGAAGCGGUCGCUGCCGGACCCCAUGGCCAAAGCCAAGCCCGAGAGCAAGGAGAUGGCCUUACUCUUGGUAUUCUCCCGGAGAGCAGAGCGCAGUUGCUCGGGGACAUCCUCGCUGCUGAAAGACGCUAAAGGUUCAAAGCGAGUGCGGAGACCCCGCAAGAGGAAAGUCGGUCGGCGAAAGCAGGGCAGCAAGUCUGGCCAUGGCUGGGGCCGGGGCAAUGGCAGAGGCCGGGGCAGGGGUAGGGGCAAGGGUAAUGGUAAGGGCAGAGCGGGGCGCAGCGGAGCCCCUCGCCACCGGCACGCCCGCCACCACGGCAAGGCGGGCAGCUCGACUCCGUGCCGGAGGAUCAAGUUUGAAAUUAAAUUUGGUAAAAUCGGCUGGGGUGCCUGGGUCAUCUUCCCCAAGGUGUACAACGCUUUCCGCUGCCAGGGAGAGUGUCCGAUUCCAACCGGAGAGGAUGUUAAACCCACCAACCAUGCUUACAUGCAGAGUUUGCUCAAAUUCCAUCAUCCAUCGCUGGUGCCUUCCCCGUGUUGUGUCCCCACUAAAAUGAGUCCAAUGAGCAUGCUGUACAUAGAAAAGGGCGAGGUGGUGUUACGCCAUCAUGAGAACAUGGUGGUCCGAGAGUGUGGAUGUCGUUGACUUACCUCCCCGUAUUAACCUCAUGUGUCAAGACAAAAGCCCGCGUGGUAUCGGCACGAUCCGAGUGGCUGCGUUUAACGGAUUACUCUGCACUCACGGCCCCUACAGUUCAACAGCUAACUGGUCAAGCAGUCCUGGGCACUGGUGGGAGGAGUAACCUUUCGUGGAAGUAAAAGCGCGUGGAUCGAUUAGUAGAACUGGGUGCAAGUGGCUGCAGCAGUCAAAUAUUCAACAGACAUUGGCGAAUGGUAGCGAAACUACAUCCAGAUAAACAUUGAUGCCUCCCAAGGAAGAUGUGCAAAGCAGAUGCAAGGGGAAAGCAAAUGCAAAACAAGUUAAAACUGCACUGUUGUAUAUUAUCUACAUUUGAAAAUGUUCCUGAUUAUAUUUUUAUAGCUCAACAUAUAUGACUGUACAAUCAGCAAACUAUUUAUAUUAAAAAUCUUAUCCAUACUG